Electrophorus electricus (electric eel) is the source of this 4920-nucleotide messenger RNA. The record is from RefSeq and is a predicted model, not a curated record. Lineage: Eukaryota; Metazoa; Chordata; Actinopteri; Gymnotiformes; Gymnotidae.
AUGUCUGUAUGUUCUCUAUUUUCAGGAAGUGAAACGCAGUCACCAGACUCUGAUGCCUGGCGGUCACGUAAUGUGGCAGAAGGAUGUCGGAACGGUGAGGCAGGCGGUUCCUCUCUCGCAGCCAAAGGUUUCCGCAGCGUCCGACCAAACCUGCAGGAUAAGAAGUCUCCCAUCCUGGUCCCGCUCCCGCCCCCUCGGAGAGAGAGUUAUCACAUGACCCCUAAUCCUCCUCCUUACAGUUCCCUCCCAGCACUGUCCGACCCACACCUCUGUCUGUCACAGGGCGAUGACCUAAUCCCUUUUGGCUCCUUCGCCAUCAAAUCCGACUGCUCUUCCUCCUCCUACUCGUACUCCAAGACCACCCAGACCACCUCCUCCUUCACAGACCCCUCCCCUGAGCUGAAUGCUAAUGCUAACAGCUUUAUAACCCAGUUGCUGGAGCGCAAGGUCUCCUCUCUUAAGUUAGCUUCCGACGGUAUCACAUCCGGCCCACCACACGCCGAGCCACAGGCUAACGCUAACAGCUCUAAUGCUAACGUAACUGACACAUGCACAGCCAAGGCUGCUGAGGCUAACGCUAACCCCGCCAAGAUUGUGAAUCCCCACCCCCAGCCUAAGAAGGCUGGAAUCAAGGAACGCACAUCCACGGCUCCCCCCACGCCCCCGCCACGUGGAGACUCUGCCCCUGUCACCCCCAUGCACACAGCCUCUCUCUCCAUCCAGCUAGCCCCGAAAGGACCAGGAAGCUUGGGAAGCAGAUCCGGAGCCCAGAGCCCUGCCGACCCACUGUCCAAACGCCCAGGGCCUGCUGAAACAGCCGGAAAUGUGGCGGCUUGGCUGUGCCGGCACACUAACCGUUUCUUUCCCUCCCCUUCGUCCCUCCUUCCCACCCUGUGGCAGCGUGACGUCUCGCCGCCAAGAGGGGGCGCCAUUCCAGUUUACAGGCCGCCCUCGCCGCCCUACGGCCGUGCCAGUCGGGACUCGCCCGACUUCCUGUCGGGCUUCCUGCCCAAAGCGCUCUCCCUGCUGCCCUACGCCUUUCCAGAACAUUCUGGGCCGACGUCCUCCCCUGUAGCGUCGCCGGCAUCCGUGUCGGCGCUGAGUCACUGCUCGUCAUCGACGGCCGUCCUCGAGGAGCUGCAGAUCUGCGGCGUGGACUCCCCAAUGGCCACGCCCACCCCCUCCCCCACGCUCAGCCACGCCUCUGUCAGCCCAGACGACACCCAAGCCCCCACUACCCCAGCAGUGGCCGCAGGCACUAACGCGGCCGUGAAUGGAAGCACCCGUCCCCAGAGGCCCCUCUCGCCUGCUCCACGACCCCCUCCUCCGCCGAUCCUUAGCCCAGGGCUGGCGCAGGUGCACCUGACUAGACGCUCAGAAGGCUCAGAGAACAUGCAGAGAGAGUCAGUGAUGGCCGGUCAGACAGUGGUCAGCAGUGCCACACCCAUCGCCCGUUUCUCAGAAGAAGAGAAGAAGGUGUCCAUGAUCAAAGCUCCACACUACGAGGGCAUCGGCCCCGUCGACGAGUCGGGCAUCCCCAUUGCCAUCCGCACGACUGUAGACAGGCCUAAGGACUGGUACAAAACCAUGUUUAAGCAGAUCCAUAUGGUUCAUAAAGCAGAUGACGACUACGCAGACACAUACAGCGCCACCUACGCGGUCGUAAAUAACGAGCACUACGACGCCGUCCACGCCCACCCUCCGCCGCGGACGCACACCUACCGGCCCCUGUCCCGCGACGUGACCGAACCCAGCCACGGGCCGCCUCGCCGGGAGCUGAGCCCCGCCGCCGCCCCGCCCCCGCCCCCGCCCAUGCCGUCGCUGCUGCAGCUGCGCUCGCGAGACCUGGACCGAGAGCGAGAGCAGGCGCACGACCCAAAUGAGUGGAGUCCUCCGGACCGGAAAGUGGACACGCGCAAAUAUCGCGCGGAGCCGCGCAGUAUCUUCGAGUACGAGCCCGGCAAGUCCUCCAUCCUUGAACAGGAGAGGCCGACCUCUGAGUUAACGGGAGAUGAGAUAGAUUUAGAAAACGAGCCAUGGUUUAGGUUCUUUUCCGAGCUGGAGUUUGGUCACCCGCCCCCUAAAAAGAGGCUGGAUUACACUCCUGACAUCUCCGCACGCAGCCAUGCUCAGACGUCCCUCUACCUCCCGCCCUCCGAGAACCCAGGGGGAGCCUCGAGUCUUGCCAGCGACUACAGGAAGAGACGAAGGUCAGAGCCAUCUAUCAAUCAGCAGGGCUCAGCCAAUGAGCAGGAUGCUGGUCAGGUCCCGGCACACCCCCCCAACCCUGUCAGAGGCAGCACUCUGAAAAAACCCGCCACGCGUUCCUCCCCUUCCUCCCCAUCCAGAGCAAAAGCCGGGGGCGCUAGCAAGUCUCUGUCCCCGUCCCGGAGCUCCCCAGGUAUGGACCCCACGUCGUCCUCUCUCUUCUCUGACGACUCCCUCACCCUCUCCGCCUCCACCCUGUGUGGCUCCGCCCGCGGCAAGAACACCGAGACGUGGGGCAGCGCGGAGGACAGUGAGAGAGAGGGGCACGGGCCGGCGGCCCCCCCACCGCGCCUCAAGUCGCGCAGCUGCGACGACCUGCUCUCGGAUGGGGACGCGCGGCCUCCGCAGGUGAAGAGCCUGGACUCGUCCCCCAGGGGGCGCCGGCGUCGACGCCUGGCCCACGACACCCCGGGCUUCCUGCAGCUGUACAAGAAGAUGCACCACAUCGACCGGGCACAGCUGCUCCCGUCCGAGGUGAUCCGCUCCGUGCGCUCCCGCAUCCUGGAGCUGGAGCGGCAGCUGCAGCGGGGGAAGACGCUCCACGCCUGGACGCCGGCGGGCCAGGAGGUGCCGCGGCACACGGUGCCCGAGCGGAUCUCCGCCUACGAGCAGCUGAUCCAGAAGUCCAAGUCCAUGCCAGACUUGGGCGAAGACGACGCCCCGUCGGGCUCGGCCACGCCAGGCUCCUCCCGGGCGAGCAGCUGCCCCAAGCGCCGCUUCUCGGUGGAGUCUCUGCUGGAGGAGGAGGACCCGCCCGAGAGGGCGAGGAGCCCGCCGGAGCGCCGGGAAGGGCGGGCAGGGCCGGACUACUCGGAUAGCGAGCCGGACGCCUGCGCCUCGGAGCUCAGCGACUUCGUCCCCAUGGAGGCGUCGUCCUUCUGCAGCGAGAGCGACGUGGACCGCUGCUCGCUGGCCUCGUCCGACAGCUUCUGCAGCUCUGCCCACCUCCACCACCACCACCACCACGGGCACCGUCACCGCGGUGGCAGCGGCUACUGUCACCAGCACCUCCACCAGAGUCUGGGCCAGAGCCAAGGGUACCAGCACCGGCACCUGAUCAGCUCCUGCAAGGGCCGCUGCCCUGCCUCCUACACCCGCUUUACCACCGUGCUGAAGCACGAGCGGGCGCAGCAGGAGGAGGGCCGCGGCGGGGCCGCACCCCCGCGCCGGCCCCCGCCUGGCGAUUCGGGCCUCGCCAAGCUGGCCUUCCUGGUAAGCCCCGUGCCUUUCCGCAGGAGGCGGGGCUCCCCUCCCGCCCCGCGCUGCCACGCCCGCCGCAGGCCGGACGCGUCCGUCUACGAGGCCCUGGACGCCGCCCUGCAGGACAUUUACGAGCACAUACGGGCGGAGAAGGGGCUGGGGCCGGCCCGCCUGCCGGACGACAGCAUCCUGCGCCGCCUCCUGGAGGAGCUGCUCCCGGACGUCCCCGAGAGGAGCUCCUCGUUGCGGGGUCGGAGGGCGGGCCGCACCACCACCUCCUCCUCCUCCUCCUCCUCGCACUCCCACCAGCCUCACCACGGUGCCUCCUGCCAGCAUCCGCACCGCGCGGACCCCGCCGACGACGACCGGCGCGCGAGCGCAGCCUACCGCUCAGAUCAGGGCUCUGAUGCUGGUUCCCACACUGCUCAGAACAGAAGACUUACUCCAGAUCGAGAGGUGUCCUCUAAGCAGAUGACAUAUCUCAUAUUAUCUUCUCUCCUCCAUCAGAGACAGACUGCCAGGGCCAUUUAUGAUUUUAAAGCUCAGACCAGCAAGGAGCUCUCAUUUAAAAAGGGGGAUGCCGUCAACAUCAUCAGACAGAUCGACAGCAACUGGUACGAAGGAGAGCACAGAGGACAAAUUGGAAUUUUCCCCAUCUCUUACGUAGAGAAGGUAGUAUCUCUGGAGCAGAAGCAGCCAGUCCGUCCUCCUCCCCCUGCUCAGGUCAGGGAGAUGGGGGAGGCUGUGGCUCGAUACAAUUUCAACGCAGACACCGGUGUAGAGCUGUCACUGAGGAAGGGAGAGAAGGUGAUCUUGCUGAGGAAGGUGGAUAUAAACUGGUUUGAGGGGAGGAUCCCUGGCUCCAAUAAGCAGGGGAUAUUCCCCGUGUCAUACGUUGAUGUCAUCAAAGGGUCUCCUUCCAAGAGCCCUGGUCGCCAUGGAGACAAGCAAAGGUACCGAGUGCAGCGUAGGAUGAUGCAGGAUUCCUCCCAUGGAUCUGGAGAGCCGUUCCAGGCCGUGUACGACUACCGGCCGCGCAACGAGGAUGAGUUGGAGCUUCGGGCCGGCGACAUGGUGGACGUGGUGGAGAAGUGUGACGACGGCUGGUUCGUAGGGACGUCUCGGAGGAGCAAGCAGUUUGGAACCUUCCCAGGAAACUACGUUAAGCCACUUUAACGACGAUCUCAGCACAACCAUGGCUACCCUGAAGCCUUUCCUUACAGGGCCAAUGUGGAACCUCAACCGUGUGUGUGCGCGUGCGUGCGUGAAUUUCUGUGUGCUUUCUUAUGCGUGUGUGCAUUUGUAUUCUCACGCAAAAACAUGUUUUAGCACUAGUCAUCUUUACACAGACUCCUCCAAUGAACUUGUUUUUUUAUUUGAUAAAACAGAAAUUUGGGUUCAUCUGAAGGUGCGGCUUCCUUCCUGCAGCAGAAAUUAACUUUGUGGUACACG